UGCAUUUUCUAGCAGUAGAGUGGAUGACUGGGGCAGGCUGCGAGUCUUGUUGGCAUGCUGAUAGCACCUGGGUUCACUGCAGUCCAUAAGCAAGACCGAAUCAUUUCACCAGUUCAAAAAAAGGAAGAUCUUGCUUUGACACAGUCCUUCUCCUAACCUCCCCUAUUCUAAGAGUGGGAAAAAAGCCUACCUCCAAUCCUGCUAGAAGACUGAGAGCCAUCAAGUUGCUGUCUCGUGAGCCCUGUUUCUAACUUCCCAAAAUCCAAGUGUCUUCCAUAUGGGACUGCUCACUGACUUCCAGCAGUGCUUCAGACAGCGAGAUGUCCAGCAGCUGUAGGGUGAAACCCAUAGAACUGAAUAUUCUGGUGAAGUGGUGAAGUUCUGGAUCCCAAAGCUUUUGGUGUCUUCUCUGUUUUCUGUUGGUGUCUCUGGGGAAGAUAUAAAGAAGAUGCAGGCAUGCGGAAAACUUCAGAAGAGUGAGCCAUGAGUCUUUUUGAAAGCUGAAAAGAAGACCCCUGAUAGGGUCAUGAACCUAAGACAAGUCUUUGUGUCUGUACUGCUGUUUGGAGUAGCUGGUCUACUCCUCUUCAUGUAUCUACAAGCUUGGAUUGAAGAACAACAUACAGACUCUGGAAAAAAGCUGCAACAACAGAUAAUUAAUCAGGAUUUCACACUCCAGCCUCCGGGGAUGCCAAGGGAAGCAGUAUGGAGCAGAAGCGCUCCUGUGGGCCUCAGUAAACAUGAGAUGGCUAUCUCAAGCGGCAGGCACUGGCAGGGCAAGGCUGACCCUUUCAGUGUGGUAGCUGCUUCCUUGGUGAGCCAACUGCCUGACCAGCAGAAGACAAGUGAGUCACCUCUCAGCUGGUUCAGAGGAGUGUAUUUACCCCCUGCACUGCACCCACUGAACAAGACAUUAGUCAAGGGUAACAAGUGGAAGGAUGCAGAUAGCACCCAGGAAAAGCGCAGGUCAUUCCUGCAUGACUUCUGUAAGAAGUACAACAGCAGAAAGAAGCUGCAAACCCACCUGGUGCACCUGGUGUCGAGAAUUUACGUGGAGGACAGGCACAAAGUCCUGUACUGUGAAGUGCCAAAAGCAGGCUGUUCCAACUGGAAAAGAGUCCUCAUGGUGCUCAAUGGACUCGCCGCUUCAGCACACAACAUUUCCCAUGAUGAUGUGCACUAUGGAAAGCACCUAAGGAAACUGGACAGUUAUGACCUAAAAGGGAUAUACACACGCUUGAACAUGUACACCAAGUUUAUAUUUGUACGUGAUCCUAUGGAAAGACUGGUAUCUGCCUUCAGGGAUAAGUUUGAACAUCCAAACAGCUACUACCAUCCAGUAUUUGGGAGGGCAAUAAUUAAGAAGUAUAGACAUAAUGCAGAUGAAGAGGCUCUGAAAACAGGUUCGGGAGUUAAGUUCAAGGAGUUUAUCCAGUAUUUGUUAGAUCCUCAUCGACCAGUAGGAAUGGACAUUCAUUGGGAGCAAGUGAGUAAGCUCUGCUACCCCUGCCUCAUCAACUAUGAUUUUAUAGGAAAGUUUGAAACCCUGGAAGAAGAUGCCAAUUACUUCUUGCAGCUGGUAGGUGCUCCCACCGAUCUGAAGUUCCCUAAAUUCAAAGACAGACAUUCCUCUGAUGAGAGAACAAGUGCAGAAGUAGUGAGGCAAUACUUAAAGGAAUUGUCUAAGGAGGAGAGACAGCUGACCUACAACUUCUAUUACCUGGAUUACUUAAUGUUCAAUUAUACAUCACCAAUUGUAUAGCACUACAAUAGCUUCAGGCUUCUAUUAGAUAUUUAUCAUUUUGGGAUUCAAAACAACUACUUUGAUAUUAGCCCUGAAAGGAAACAAAGUUACUGCUAAGUGGAGUUUUCUUGACUUAGUGGGGAUUUUAUAAGCUAGAGUGGUAUCAAUUGACAUUAAAUUAUAGGAGAAUGCACAGAAAAGAAGACCUGUUAACAGCAUAAAUUGCACUAAAAUGCCUAAAAAAGCUGCUUUUAUGAUUGUGGAUUAUACUAUGGGAGUGGUAGCUCAGCCAGCUGUCGCAUUAUCUUACCUAAUGUUCUUUUAAUGUUUUAAGAAGAAAACAUUCAGAGUAGCAUAAUUCUUUUUUGGUGCUUCUCCUUUAGAAAUUGUUUUUGAAACAACUUUUGAAUGUAUUUUUACUUUCUGUCAGUUAUUAAUAAAGAAGGAUUGGCUAAUUUUCUAAAAUGUUUGCAGCAUCCUCAGUUGCAAGGCUUGGUUGUUUGAUUAUCAUUAAACUGUAGCCAUUUUUAGACCUGAUUUUUUUUUUUUUUGUUGAAGGAUGCACUUGAAUACAAAUGCAUCAAGCUUCAAAUAACACAACAGCUCAGCUGACAAGCAGAGUAAAUUUGGAUAAGCCUGUGAAAUGCCAGUCCACUACCCCAUUUUGAUUCAUGCACUGGAGCUGACAAAUAUGAGAGAUAGUGCAUAUUUUCUCUCCUUUCAGAGAACAGCCGC
This is a messenger RNA of Empidonax traillii (willow flycatcher), 2479 nucleotides long. RefSeq names its product carbohydrate sulfotransferase 9 (gene CHST9). Gene Ontology annotation, biological process: carbohydrate biosynthetic process; proteoglycan biosynthetic process. The record is from RefSeq and is a predicted model, not a curated record. The coding region runs from base 527 to 1762 and encodes 411 amino acids. Gene Ontology annotation, molecular function: sulfotransferase activity. Gene Ontology annotation, cellular component: membrane. Lineage: Eukaryota; Metazoa; Chordata; Aves; Passeriformes; Tyrannidae. The transcript has 5 exons.